This is a messenger RNA of Rhineura floridana, 1946 nucleotides long. Its product is annotated as zinc finger protein 239-like. Gene Ontology annotation, cellular component: nucleus. Lineage: Eukaryota; Metazoa; Chordata; Lepidosauria; Squamata; Rhineuridae. The transcript is spliced from 2 exons. Gene Ontology annotation, biological process: regulation of transcription by RNA polymerase II. Gene Ontology annotation, molecular function: RNA polymerase II cis-regulatory region sequence-specific DNA binding; DNA-binding transcription factor activity, RNA polymerase II-specific. The coding region runs from base 34 to 1077 and encodes 347 amino acids. The record is from RefSeq and is a predicted model, not a curated record.
GAGCAGCUGGAGCGAGAUCCCAGCAAGUGAAAGAUGCUGAGUGAGAGUGAGGAGGAGACGUCUCUCCAAGAAAGUACUGAGCAGGAAGUGCUGUGUGAAGAGUUACCAGAAAGAUCAGACACUAACAUCUCUCAAAGUUUGGAUCAGGAGGAAGGCCAUGAGAGUCAGUGCGAGCCUGAAAUGCUGCAGGCGUACCAGCCAAGGAAGAGGGAAUGUAAAUCCGCCUGUCAUGAGGAAACCACCAUUGACCUCAGUAAGACAGCAGCGCAGAAGAACAUCCCCCGGUUGUGGAAAUCCUACAAAUGCCCUGAUUGUGGGAAAUGUUUUAAGCGGUGCUCACCCCUCAUAAGACAUCGGAGAACCCACAAUGGAGAGAAGCCCUAUGUCUGUCCCGUGUGUUUGAAAUGUUUCAGUGAUGGCUCUGCCCUUGUGAAACACCGAAGGAUUCAUGCAGGGGAGAAACCUUAUACCUGUCCUGAGUGUAGGAAAAGCUUCUCUCAGAGCUCAACCCUUAUCGCUCAUCAGAGAAUCCACACGGGUGAGAAGCCCUAUAAAUGCUCUGUCUGUGGGAAAAGCUUCAGCAUCAGCUCAAAUCUUGAGGCUCAUCAAAGGAUUCACACAGGAGAGAAACCUUAUGAAUGUUCAGUCUGUCAGAAAAGCUUUCUUGUCAGCUCACACCUUAUCAGGCAUCAGAGAAUUCACACAGCAGAGAAACCAUAUAUUUGCCGGGAGUGUGGUGAGUGCUUCACUCAGAGUUCUCAUCUGGUUGUCCAUAAGAGAAUCCACACUGGGGAGAAACCUUAUUUAUGUCCUGUGUGUGGCAAGAACUAUCGUGGAAUCUCAGACUUUAUUCUGCAUCAGAGAAUCCACACAGGUGAGAAGCCAUAUACCUGCCUGAAGUGUGGGAAAAGCUUCCGUCAAAGCUCAUGUCUUACCAAACAUCAGAGAAUCCACACAGGAGAAAAACCUUAUGAGUGUCAUGAAUGUAGGAAAAGCUUCAGUCGGAAUUCACAUCUUACUAGGCACCAGAAAAUCCACUUUGGGCAAAGGAAUGCUAGACAGAUGCUUAUAAAAUAAAAGGCUCCCUGUCUGAAACUGAAAGUUAGGCUCAUUGUCAUCGUUGACAUACACUGAGGAGAAAGUCUACCUGUUAACUGUUCUCCCUGUUCUAUUAUAGUCUUUGUCCCACUAUCUUGCACCACAGAUGUCUCCAAAGGAAUCAAAGAUUUACCCAGGACUUGAUCUGCUGUUGUUGUUACCUUAUUGUAUGAAUAUGUUUAAUCUUUCAAGGUUUCUUGCUUUACAAAUAAUACCGUAUUCCUAUGUCAAUUAUAGAAAAACCUGCGCUUGAGAACUUAUCAGCUUUAAAAUGCCGUAUUGUAAGUUUCCCCCUUACACAGUAAGAUGUGAGAUACACUUUAGUAAUGGUUUCUAGGGGAAUCCCUGGCAUGGGCUGCUUUUUACAAGGAGGUGAAGUUGAAGUGGAUGCUCUUGUGAUGAAAAAUGUUAGUCUUCCUUUCUCUAGGCCGAUUCAAAUGUGCAGAAACAAUAUGCGAUACAAACUUUCCUGGACUGUACCACUUCACACUGUAAGUUGGGCUUGAACAAUCCCUGAUAUAAAAACUCCCUGUGUUGCUAGUGAGCUCCUUUUCGAGCUAAGACUGAUGAUCCUGUGAAAUCUCCAUGUUGGAAAAGUAGCAUCUGUUGAACCUCUGCCUGCCAUGCUGACGCAGUAAUCCUAGUUAGUGUGAAGCCAUUUGCUGUUUCCAUUCCUGUGAAGCACUGCUGAAAGUGUAUACAGCACAUAUUUUAGAUGAAAUUGGAUGAAAGAACUAAUGAAACUCCAUUUUGAAACUACCAAAAUAUACAGCAUCCACAUCCAGGUUCCAGAACAUGAAGGUUAUUGUUCACAUCAUUUAGGAAUUUUAUCAGUUUGAUUUUUAUCA